GUGACAGUUUCCACGCUUUCGUUCCAGCCUUAGCAACCGGGAGGGAUGGAGGGGCGGGGCUUAAACCGGCGGUUGAGGGAAGACCUGGCCGGUUUGAUGCGGGGUGAAAUGGGAGUUGUAGUCCGAUCGGACUGGGCUGGGCGGUUAACUAUUCUUCCGGGCACGUUGGGAAUUGUGGUUUAUUGUCUCUGACUUGUUGCUGUGCGUGGACCUUUACCUUCUCAGGCAAAUGUCUUCUGCUGAGGCUGUGAGCGGCACCACACCUGUUGGUGUUCAGAUGGAGCAGCAUUCUAGUCAUCCUACUAACAGAAGAGCCAAAGAGGAAGGUAAUGCUGUGCCUCUUUGUCGAGCCAAACCCACCCCCAGCUUUAUUAAUCUUCAAGCAAGUUCCCCACCAGCCACUUGCCUGAAAAUCCUGGCAACAAAGCUGUCCUCAGGAAUUGACCACAGGCCAAGGAAUGCCUAGGACUCCUAGAAUGUAUGUAUGCCAGUCUCCAGCUUGAGACCCAGCUUGCCCAACAACAGAUGGCUAUUCUUGAAAAUUUACAAGCAUCCAUGACACAACUGGCUCCUGGGAGAGAAAGCCAGAACUCUUCUCUCCCAACCUUAUCUUGCAAUCUGUUGUUAAAUCACCUGCCCCAAUUCAGUAAAUGAAUCGUGCAACAAAGUUAUUGUGUAUGUUUUCCCUACUCUCUUCCCAGUAAACUCUUGGUGGAA
Physeter macrocephalus (sperm whale) is the source of this 717-nucleotide messenger RNA. RefSeq names its product TSSK6 activating cochaperone (gene TSACC). The record is from RefSeq and is a predicted model, not a curated record. Lineage: Eukaryota; Metazoa; Chordata; Mammalia; Artiodactyla; Physeteridae. Gene Ontology annotation, cellular component: cytoplasm. The coding region runs from base 230 to 466 and encodes 78 amino acids. Gene Ontology annotation, molecular function: protein-folding chaperone binding. The transcript has 4 exons.